This is a messenger RNA of Sodiomyces alkalinus F11, 1350 nucleotides long. RefSeq lists its product as hypothetical. Lineage: Eukaryota; Fungi; Ascomycota; Sordariomycetes; Glomerellales; Plectosphaerellaceae. The record is from RefSeq and is a predicted model, not a curated record. The transcript is spliced from 2 exons. Bases 1 to 1350 code for a protein of 449 amino acids.
AUGGCACCACUCAUUCUGCAUAAUGUUCCAGACGAUGAGCUCUACAUAGGCGACGACGGCGUUAGGAGACCAUACGCAAUGGUUUUUCCACAUCAAGAAGGCCAUUCGGGCAGCAUUCGCGCCCGACGAGGCGUAACAGAGACGGGAUCGUUUGGAAAAUCCACCCGCCGCUCUCGUUCGCGAACCGGAACGCCAGCACGCCGUGAGAACCCGACCCUAGCAGCAGCAGACAAGAUCUUCAGUGACUGGGUCGCCAACAAGGCCACCUCCCAAUCCACCAACAACUCAUCCUCGUCUCUGCAGCGCAAGGCAAGCGGAAAUAACCUCCUCAGCCAGCAACAGCAAGAUGAAGCCGCCCCGACGGCCAACUCCCAGCGCCUCCUCAAGUCCGAACCCACAGAAGUCAUCCUCCGUGGCUACCGGGCCUCGGCUCAGCAGUAUGCCGCCGUCAACCACUACGAAAACCUCGCCGGUCGGAUCUGCGAAGACUACCCGCGGGAGCCUCCCCCCGACCAGCGCCGCUACAAGGGCGACCUGCGUGAUCCUGCCUACACGCGCCGCCGUGCCCUAACGCCCGAGGAGAAGGUGAAGGUCAACCGUGCCGACGGUGGGGAGCAUUGGGUCAAGGUCACCUUUGAGAGCGCCGAGGCAGCCGAGACGGCCAUGUACGCGAGUCCUCAGUCCAUCCUCGGCUGUCUUGUAUACGCUGAGCCCUACCGCGGCUACCCGCCUGCCCAAGAUGAGCCCAUCUUCGACACCGACACCCUAGGCUCCGUCGGUCUCGACGACAACAACGCCAAUAACGGCAUUGGUUUCGGCACCUCACGCCGCCGUCGAGGUAUUCCGUUCCCGACAAGUAGCACCUUGCAAAGCCAGCGUUCUUUCGGCGACGAUACCCCUCCAGGCUCGCACGCUUCCUCACAGACCCUCGACACCGCCACCCUUUCCCAGACCAACACCGUCUCCUCGGCCACCAUCACAGACGCCCGCUCUCUGCCCAACGGCUCUGUCUCUGCCUCUGGCGCCGACGGCCAUACCCAGCCACCGCAGCAAGGCGACCCUGCCUUUUGUCGCAAGAUCCCGACGGCCCGCCGCGCGACGCUCCGCUCGGCCGACGAGGCACACCUGCCCUCCCAGAGCUUCACGGCGAGGCUUCUCGCGGCGGUGCCGAUUCUCAUGUGGUUCAUCGGCGGCUUCGGCGCCAUGAUCGGCAACGAGGUGCCGCGCAAGGAGAACGGCGAGUUCGAUUACGACAAGGCGAGCCCGUACUGGAAGUUCAUAUGGUGGUUGGACGUGACCUUUCGUCUGUUCAAGGGGGAGAUUGUGAAUGCCGCCGAUACCGACGACUAA